Aspergillus aculeatus ATCC 16872 is the source of this 1580-nucleotide messenger RNA. RefSeq lists its product as uncharacterized. The record is from RefSeq and is a predicted model, not a curated record. NCBI's taxonomy places the organism in Eukaryota, Fungi, Ascomycota, Eurotiomycetes, Eurotiales, Aspergillaceae. The transcript has 7 exons. The annotation marks the transcript as partial.
CUCCUCCCAAGCUUUUUCUGGUAGCCACUUGUUUGCGCACGUUGACAGGUUAUCCCCCGCCUCUGGGUCCCCGGGAAAAAACGCCCCUUGGCAUCCACUAAAUCCGAUGUAUCCCAUGUACUGGCACUUUUGAGACGCAUUCUUAUCGGUCGCUGGGCGGAGCGGGUUAUGAUUCUGGGUCCAUUUUAAUACUAGCAUUCGAGAUGGUGAAAAUCAGCGCCCUUCCCCGUACGUCAGUCCGCCUCUGAGGAUCCGCAUGAUCGUCUUCCUCUCGGUGACAUAGUGCCUCUUGCAGCACCUCAAUUAGUGGACCGUCGUGUCUACCAUUGCGAGGAAGAGAGAUCUGUCGAUUCUUUGCAACCCCUCUGCAAUGGGGCUGUCCGGCCUUCAACACGGUUCAGAAGAUUGGCCCCUUCCACUUUCCCGGCGAGAAAGUACUCUGUCUUCAUCAACUCAAUCGUCCGGCCAGAUCAGUCCCGGCACCUCGCCUUUCACCUCGCAUCCCCUCAGCAGAACGGCUUCCUCUGCAGGCUCGCGAUCGAGAGAAGCCUCGUGCUACUCGCUACAUGAGGAAGUCAUCCACAUCCCGCUCAACAAUACCGUCACCAUUACUUUCGUGCGAAGUAACAAACUGUUCAAGCUCCGUUAUACCUACAUCGACGUACGCAAGGAUACCACGGGAAGCCUCAGAUGCCUGGAGCUCGGAGGUGGCCCUGGCCAGCAAACACCAUUGAUUCAUACCUUUAACGAGUCGAAAAUCCCUGUCCCACACUUAGAACAUCCGAAACGUCCCAACGAACCCUCACUACGGAUCUCUUUUAUGGAAGAGCAGACUGUACAAUCCGCACAGACCGUGUUUACCACCCAAUUAUCAUACCAAUUCGAAGAAGAAAAAGACUGUGUUCAAUUUCAGGAGAUCAUCCUAGCAUCCAAAUUAGUCUUUCUUGCCGGAAUCGCAGAAGCCAAGUCGAAAGGCCGUGGAGAGGAGUGCAUCAGUCAGAACCUACGUAUCCUCCGCGGACCCAAUGGCAAGCAAGUCAUGCUAUUUUUUGCCAACUCUCAGCGGAAAGACUUGAAGCGCUACGUGAAAGUACCAGUGAACUGCAUUGACAGUUUUAAUCCCGGCAAGAAGCCAGGGCGGCCUGUGGUUAUACAGCUCCAACCUAAUUUUGACAUCCUAACUCAAAUGAAGACGCUACAGAUCCAAUUCCUGGAUGAUACAGAUCGAAUAGCGUUCUGCCAGUUUCUGGGCGACCACAUCAAGUGAGAAGAGAAGAGAGGACGAUAGCCUUUACGAUUGCAUAAUUCAAGGAGAAGGGGGAAGGGGAGGGAGGAUUGCCUCGGGCGACGGUGGCCACCACGUGUGUCCCACUGUAUAAAGUCGUUGCUAGGCUCAUAAUGUAGGUCGAAGGAUCUCUUCGUUUCGUAUCCAGGUCGCACUAGUCUCCUGGUCUUUCGUUUUGUUCAUUUGCCACGACAUUUCAUCUAUCAUUUUUAUACCCGUGUCGGCAGUCGUUAGAGAAAGCGAUUCUUUUUUUGGUUUUUUUUUUUGUGUUUAUUAUGCGUCUACUUAACUUUAC